Messenger RNA from Odocoileus virginianus texanus, 4811 nucleotides. The record is from RefSeq and is a predicted model, not a curated record. Lineage: Eukaryota; Metazoa; Chordata; Mammalia; Artiodactyla; Cervidae.
UUGGUUUAAAUACUGCAAUAUAGGAGUGGGUGAUGUAUCAAGGGUCUGUUUACCUGGGGGACUGAAGGGUGAGCUCUGUGGCCCAGCUGAGUCACGGUGAGCCCCUAAGAGUUCUGAGAGGAGCAGCUUGGAGACUGCAAUUCACAUUCCUAUAAAUUUUUGUAGCAAUUGUCCCAGGAGAUAUGUAAAUUCAUUUUUUACUAGUCUUCAAUUAUAAUACAUCCAAGAUUUUCCGAGAUUUAGAAACCAUUGUGUUCAGCUGAUUGUAAACUUACUUCCUUGAAUGCUAAGAACUCCCCAUCUCUCCCUAACCCUACCCCACCCUACCUCACCUCACCCAGGUCUAGCGUCAGCUUUGGGGAACUUGGAAACCUCUGGUGAUAAGGUCAGUUGGGAAUUUAGGAAGUCGUGGGUGUCGGAAGUAAAGGUGUAAAAAAACGGGGAGGAGGAAUUGGUUUUGGCUCUAGGACACAGGGAACUUUCAAGGUUCUUGCAAAACCGUUGCAGCUCUUGAAAGCCUUAAUGUCAUCAGCGCCCCACUGCGGAAUUCAGAGCUUGUCACAAUUGUUAACACCUUUGACCAGUUUUUUUUAUAUUUAACGAGUAUUGUCUUCUGAGCCUUCUUUACCCCCAGCAGGAAGGUUCUGCUGUUUUGGCUUUAGGGAGUGUUCUACACAAAGCACAGCCCCUUCGCUUGCUGCAGUCGGGGGAUUUCUACCUGCUUGGUUUGCAGGAUGCCGGUGCAGCUGACAACAGCCCUGCGCGUGGUGGGCACCAGCCUGUUUGCCUUGGCAGUGCUGGGUGGGAUCCUGGCAGCUUAUGUGACAGGCUACCAGUUCAUCCAUACAGAAAAACACUAUCUGUCCUUCGGGCUGUACGGUGCCAUCCUGGGCCUGCACCUGCUCAUCCAGAGCCUAUUUGCCUUCCUGGAGCACCGGCGCAUGCGACGGGCGGGCCGGACCCUGAAGCUGCCCUCCCCACUGCGGCGCUCGGUGGCGCUCUGCAUCGCUGCGUACCAGGAGGACCCCGACUACCUGCGCAAGUGCCUGCGCUCAGCCCAGCGCAUCGCCUUCCCCGACCUCAAAGUGGUCCUGGUGGUGGACGGCAAUCGCCAGGAGGAUGCCUACAUGCUGGACAUCUUCCAUGAGGUGCUCGGGGCCACUGAGCAAGCCGGCUUCUUUGUGUGGCGCAGCAACUUCCAUGAGGCGGGUGAGGGCGAGACGGAGGCCAGCCUUCAGGAGGGCAUGGACCGCGUUCGGGAUGUGGUGCGGGCCAGCACCUUCUCAUGCAUCAUGCAGAAGUGGGGAGGCAAGCGAGAGGUCAUGUACACAGCCUUCAAGGCCCUUGGUGAUUCGGUGGACUACAUCCAGGUAUGUGACUCUGACACUGUGCUGGAUCCAGCCUGCACCAUUGAGAUGCUUCGAGUCCUGGAGGAGGACCCUCAAGUAGGGGGAGUCGGGGGAGAUGUCCAAAUCCUCAACAAGUAUGAUUCAUGGAUCUCCUUCCUGAGCAGUGUGCGGUACUGGAUGGCCUUCAACGUGGAGCGGGCUUGCCAGUCCUACUUUGGCUGUGUGCAGUGCAUCAGCGGGCCCUUGGGCAUGUACCGUAACAGCCUCCUUCAGCAAUUCCUGGAGGACUGGUACCACCAGAAGUUUCUGGGCAGCAAAUGCAGCUUUGGGGAUGACCGGCACCUCACCAACCGAGUCCUGAGUCUCGGCUACAGGACUAAGUAUACAGCUCGCUCUAAAUGCCUCACGGAGACCCCCACCAAGUACCUCCGGUGGCUCAACCAGCAGACCCGCUGGAGCAAGUCUUACUUCCGGGAGUGGCUCUACAACUCUCUGUGGUUCCACAAGCACCACCUCUGGAUGACCUACGAGUCAGUGGUCACGGGUUUCUUCCCCUUCUUCCUCAUUGCCACGGUCAUACAGCUCUUCUACCGGGGCCGCAUCUGGAACAUUCUCCUCUUUCUGCUGACAGUGCAGCUAGUGGGCAUUAUCAAGGCCACCUACGCCUGCUUCCUGCGAGGCAACGCAGAGAUGAUCUUCAUGUCGCUCUACUCCCUUCUCUAUAUGUCCAGCCUCCUGCCGGCCAAGAUCUUUGCCAUUGCUACCAUCAACAAGUCUGGCUGGGGCACCUCUGGCCGAAAAACCAUUGUGGUGAACUUCAUUGGCCUCAUCCCUGUGUCCAUCUGGGUGGCAGUCCUCCUUGGGGGGCUGGCCUACACAGCUUACUGCCAGGAUCUGUUCAGUGAGACAGAGCUGGCCUUCCUGGUCUCUGGGGCCAUCCUGUAUGGCUGCUACUGGGUGGCCCUCCUCAUGCUGUACCUGGCCAUCAUCGCCCGGCGAUGUGGGAAGAAGCCAGAACAGUAUAGCUUAGCCUUUGCUGAGGUGUGAUGCAGCCCCCAAGCAGAGCGGGAAGAGUGCAAUGGGUAAGGGAGGGAAGGGGAACGGAAGAGAAGACAGGGUGGGAGGGAGAGGGAGUGCUGUUUUAGUUUCUUAAUGGUCCAAAGUGCAAAGAAUGGUGACUGUCGUAUGGCCUGGGACAAGCUCUGCUUCGAGGAGGCAAGUCCAGUGCAGCGGAGGAGGCAGAGGAGGCACUGUUUUCAGGCCGCUUGUCUGCUGCCUCCGCACAUACAGGAGGCCUCUGGGCAAGAUUCCACUUCCUCCCCUGAAAUCCAGAGGAAACUCAGAAGUGUGCUAAAGCAAACAGUAAGUUCCAUUCAGUGGCAGCUUCUCACAGGUGAGUGAGCAACGAGGGCCCAUGGGAGGGGGUUCUCUUAGUCCACCUGAACACAAUCAGAGGUGGUGGGAGUACUUCUGAGUGAUCUGGGCCAGCUAGUAACAUGUCCCCACCUCAAUCUAGUUAUCAAUGCAAUAAGAUUGUGCCUGAAAUACAAGGCCCAGAAGCCUGAUCUUUGGGCAUCAGAAAACAGGGUCCAGGAAUGGUGCUUUCUUAUGUGAAGUACCUCAUUCCACAUCUCAGCAUCCCAAGGAUGAGCCAGACUAGCAGGGAGUUAGCACUGUACUGUUUUUAAGUGUGUGUGUGUGUGUGUGUGUGUGUGUGUGUAUAUGUUAAAAAGGAAAGCUGGCCAGGAGGAACAAACAUUGAUGGUGGUGCUAAAAGCCAUGAGUUACAUGGAGGCUGGGAGCUGACUGUAUUCUACCUGGAAAUUGCCCAAACAUCUAGAUUAGCUUGUCUGUGAUCUCUUCUGAGGAGGUGAAAUGUUUUGGUCAUCUACCAAGAAGAUCAAACCCUAAUGUGAUAAGAAAGGAAGUGAGGACUUGGGUAUUACAAGCUGUAUACUCCUGAAUUCCUCUCUCAAAUUCAGCUCUGAGUCUAAGCCAGCCUCCUUACUUGGCUUCCCUUCAUGGUGAUAGUUACCUCUCCCACCCUCCUCCUAACCAAGUUUUUCAAGGUGGCGAGUGAGACAGAGCCUAGGGCUCUCCUCGGCCCCUCUGCGGUCGGCCAGCCUGCCAUCAGCAUGUGGGGGGAGAUCAGGAGUCUCUGACCAAACUGGCUGCAGCCUGGAGCAGCCUGGACAGGUUCCUUGGCAGCUGGACAGCACACAUGACACUCAGGCUGUAGCUCUUGACAAUCACCCCUAAUGGAAAGCUUUUCAGCAUCCCCUAAGUGAGCCCGCAGUCCACGCCGGUCAUCGGUGAGACUGCCCAUCCUCCUCAGUGGCUCCUCCAGGGAGUUCUUACAGCCAAGUUGUGGAGAGUAACUACUGCACCUGCUUGCUCCUGUCCAGAAACCAAACAAAGGGAUGGAACUGGUAUCUAAAUUCUAAGGUUCUUGUCUUUUCUCACGCCUCUUGAGGAUGUUUGAUUUUCCUCUGCUUUUUUGGAGAGGGUGUGAGGGAAGGCUGUUUUCUACAGAUUUGCAAUCCACAAGACUGCUCUGAGCUCUUGGGUUUAAAAUCUGGGAUACUGACUUAGCCUUUGACUUAGGGGUUGCUUGCUCCAGUGUGCUCUCUCUCCAAAUGUCCACUCCAGAGGGCCUGCUGACCUGUCAGAACCAGCACCAAGGUGGAGAGUAGUUGGGGUCAAGCCUCUAGUGUGCCCAGGUGCUGCCCAUAAAGGAACUAGAUGCACUCUGAGCGACUGGCAAACCUUGGUGCUUCCCUUCAUCGCCCGCCAACUCAUGGGUCUUCCAGGUGCGCCAACACUGCUGCAUUGCACAGGCCUCGAGUUUCUAAGAAGACUGCUGGUUGACAUCAGGCCUAAUCCAUGAAGGCUAGGAAGAGGCAGCAGGCAUUUGCUAAAGGCAGUUGUUCCGGGCUCUUCCGUGUUUUUGCUGGCCAAGAAGUAAACUAUUUUGAGCACUACAAUGGAGGAAAUCCGGUCAGCCAACUGCAGAGCUCAGACUUCACUAAGGGCUUGUUUUUCUUCAGCUUUUACUUGAAGGUUAACGUGGAAUGGACUCCCAGAUGGAGAACACUCGGCAGUCCUACUCUCAGCUCUGCCUUGCACUUAAGAGAUUAUCAACUUUCCCCAGGUCGAGCAGGCAGGUACAAGUUAGUGGGCUCACAACAUUUGACCUCGACUGGUUUUUCUAAGUUAUUUUGUACAUUUUUCAGCAGCGAAACCAAACUGGGUCUUCAGCUUUAUUCCCGUUUCUUGCAAGGGAAGAGCCUUUAUACAAUUGGACAUGUUUUGUUUUUUCCUCAAUGAGAAUUUUAAUCCUCUUUUGUAUUAUUUCUACAAUUUGUAAACAUAUUUAUUUUUACUUUUUUUUUUUUUACUUUCUGGUGAAAUUUUUUAUACUGCACUUAUUUGUCAAAAUAAAGAAUCUCAUUAAGGCUGGUA